AUGCCCUUCCUUUCGUUGCCAUUCGAAAUCAUAAAGAUGAUUGCGUCAGAGCUGCCAGAUGAAGAUGUACUUGACUUGAUGUGCACCAAUAGACAGCUUCAUGACCUCCUAAUUCGUGAUCUUUAUAAGCGAACUAUAGAUACAGAUCCAUCUGGAUAUGCCCUUUUUUGCCUACACUUGGCUGUCGAGGAUGACAACUUGCUUAUGGCAAAUCUGCUUUUGGAAACUGGAGCCAAUGUCAACGCGGAAUACGAAAGCCGCGCUCCCUUUGACUCAGCGCGCAGCCUUACUCCCUUGGAUGUGGAUUGUAUCAUGUUCCAAAGUUCAACUGCGGCUACUCAAGUACAGAGCAAAUGGUAUGAACAACAAUACGGUUGUCCGGAUGCAAAUCGGCAAAUUGUGAAGUAG
Messenger RNA from Penicillium concentricum, 408 nucleotides. RefSeq lists its product as uncharacterized. The record is from RefSeq and is a predicted model, not a curated record. The coding region runs from base 1 to 408 and encodes 135 amino acids. NCBI's taxonomy places the organism in Eukaryota, Fungi, Ascomycota, Eurotiomycetes, Eurotiales, Aspergillaceae. Gene Ontology annotation, molecular function: protein binding. The transcript is spliced from 2 exons.